CUUUUCUUACUACUCUACAUGCAUCUCCACUCCUAAUUUCCUCUAUGAAUUCUUCUGUGCAAAACAGAGAUUUCAAUUAAUUCGUUCGUCGUCUAAGUUUUAAUUCAACAACAAUAAUGGUGAAAUUAGCAUCGGCGCGGGAGAUCCGAAUGUACGGACCGAGGUUGACCCGAAACCGAUUCGAGUACAUCAACGCGGGUCUAUACAUGUUCGCUACAAUAUUGCUUGUGGGUGGGUUCGCAGCUCAGUUCUCAAAACAGCAAUUGUCCGGUUUGGUUUUGUUGCUGAUAGCGUUGGCGGUAAUCGUCGUAGUGAAUGUGCAUGAUCUUCUUGCUCACCUUGCUGCCAUCGAUUAUAGAUUUCUGUUGCUCGGAUUUGACCCGCAGCUUGCUCUCGUCGAAUUCGCCGUGCCCCUAGUUCAGUCCGUUGGAACUCUUCUUUACUUCUUAGCCCUUCUUUUUCUCUUAACUCAGGCAGAAAAGGGGCAUGUCAAUUUCAAAGUGGAGAAGCAAGCUGUGAAUUUACUUAUUGCAGGCCCUGCUCUAUGGCUGCUAGGUUCAAUCCAUAACUCGUGUCAGAUUUACGAAAGAGCGGAUGGGCAUGUGCAAAUCUUGCAACAAAGUGUCAACAUUCCCUUCCUGUUAGGCAGUUUAUUGUUUCUGGUAGGAGCACUCCUCAAUUGGAGAGAUCAGUUAGGAUAUGUCCAUCACGGCUUGAAAUUGUUAAGUGAAGACUGGAUGUGGUUUGGGGUAUUUGGGAGUUUAUUGCUGUUCGUUGGAGGAUUAAUGAACGUGGUAAAAGUGUUCAAGAUGCAACAAAUGAGUGGAUUGAGGCUAGAAAAGCUACGGGGCGGAGCACAGGACCGAUUGAUGCAAGAAAGAGAAGGGCAAAUGCCACUGCUAAUAGAAGAGCAAAGGCAAAGGAGAAAGUUGCCGGUGGAGGAGGGGCAAAUGCCAUUGAUAAUAGAAGAGCAAAGGCGAAGGAGAAAGUCGCCGGUGGAGGAAACAACAUCUACUACCGUUGCCCCAACUCCUUACAAGGAUGUUCUUGUUGGUCAGGCUUGAGAGUUAAUGACUCUAUGCUGCGAUUGGACAGUCAUGUGACAUGAGGCUAGAUAGAGGAUUUGCAAUUUAGCUCAUUCUUGCUGCCUUAUUAUAUGGUGCUGAUUUAUGUGCUUAUAGACAAAAACUGUAGAGGGAAUAGUAUAAUAUACUUGAAUUUGAUGUUGAAUAAUGUGGAUCAUGAUCAACGUACUUAUUUGAUUCAAGGUGGAAGGUACCACCUAAAGUUGGCACCAAUUUUCACUUAGGCAUCUGAAGUAGGUAUCUGAAGUAGGUGGUUGUUCAUUUUAAACACCUCAAGUAGGACCUCCCAUUGCCAUUUUGAUGCAGAGUUGGCAUAUUAUGUGUGUUGCACUGAUCCCAUUGCCAUUUUGACGCAGAGUUGGCAUAUUAUGUG
This is a messenger RNA of Solanum dulcamara, 1458 nucleotides long. RefSeq lists its product as uncharacterized. The coding region runs from base 117 to 1064 and encodes 315 amino acids. The record is from RefSeq and is a predicted model, not a curated record. Lineage: Eukaryota; Viridiplantae; Streptophyta; Magnoliopsida; Solanales; Solanaceae. The transcript has 3 exons.